CUUUGAGCUGCUCUUUGUCUGAUCCCUCACCUAGAACCUGUUUGCCUUGGGAGACCCUACCAGGGGGCUUUAUGCCCCCGGACAACAUAGCUCCUAGGAUCAUUGGGACACGCAAACUCCUCUACCACGAUAAGGUUGCAGCUCAGAGAGGAGCACUAUGGACUGGACUCACAUUAUUAUUUUGGAUCCACAAUGGACUGGACUCUCACUAUUAUGUUAGAUCCACUAUGGACUGGAGUCUCACUAUUAUGUUAGAUCCACUAUGGACUGGACUCUCACAAUUUUAUGUUAAAUCCACUAUGGACUGGACUCUCACUAUUAUGUUGGAUCCACUAUGGACUGGACUCUCACAAUAUUAUGUUAAAUCCACUAUGGACUGGACUCUCACACUAUUAUGUUAAAUCCACUAUGGACUGGACUCUCACUAUUAUGUUGAAUCCACUAUUGACUGGACUCUCACUAUUAUGCUAGAUCCACUAUGGACUGAACUUUCACUAAUAUGUUAGAUCCACUAUGGACUGGACUGUCACUAUUAUGCUAGAUCCACUAUGGACUGGACUCUCACUUUUAUGUUAUAUCCACUAUGGACUGGAGUCUCACUAUUAUGUUAGAUCCACUAUGGACUGAACUUUCACUAAUAUGUUAGAUCCACUAUGGACUGGACUGUCACUAUUAUGCUAGAUCCACUAUGGACUGGACUCUCACUUUUAUGUUAUAUCCACUAUGGACUGGAGUCUCACUAUUAUGUUAGAUCCACUAUGGACUGGACUCUCACAAUAUUAUGUUAAAUCCACUAUGGACUAGACUCUCACACUAUUAUGUUAACUCCACUAUGGACUGGACUUUCACUAUUAUGCUAGAUCCACUAUGGACUGAACUCUCACUAUUAUGCUAGAUCCACUAUGGACUGGACUCACACUAUUAUGUUAAAUCCACUAUUGACUGGACUCUCACUAUUAUGCUAGAUCCACUAUGGACUGGACUCUCACAAUAUUAUGUUAAAUCCACUAUGGACUGAACUCACACUAUUAUGUUAAAUCCACUAUUGACUGGACUCUCACUAUUAUGUUAGAUCCACUAUGGACUGAACUCUCACUAUUAUGUUAGAUCCACUAUGGACUGGACUCUCACUAUUAUGCUUGAUCCACUCUGGAAUGGACUCUCACUUUUAUGUUAUAUCCACUAUGGACUGGACUCUCACUAUUAUGUUGGAUCCACUAUGGACUGGACUCUCACAAUAUUAUGUUAAAUCCACUAUGGACUGGACUCUCACACUAUUAUGUUAAAUCCACUAUGGACUGGACUCUCACACUAUUAUGUUAAAUCCACUAUGGACUGGACUCUCACUAUUAUGUUAGAUCCACUAUGGACUGAACUCUCACUAUUAUGUUAGAUCCACUAUGGACUGGACUCUCACUAUUAUGUUAGAUCCACUAUGGACUUGACACUCACUAUUAUGUUAGAUCCACUAUGGACUGGACUCUCACUAUUAUGUUAGAUCCACUAUGGACUGAACUCUCACUAUUAUGUUAGAUCCACUAUGGACUGGACUCUCACUAUUAUGUUAGAUCCACUAUGGACUUGACUCUCACUAUUAUGUUAAAUCCACUAUGGACUGGACUCUCACAAUAUUAUGUUAAAUCCACUAUGGACUGGACUCUCACACUAUUAUGUUAAAUCCACUAUGGACUGGACUCUCACUAUUAUGCUAGAUCCACUAUGGACUGAACUCUCACUAUUAUGUUGGAUCCACUAUGGACUGGACUCUCACUAUUAUGUUAGAUCCACUAUGGACUGGACUCUCACUAUUAUAUUAGAUCCACUGUGGACUGGAUUCACACUAUUAUGUUAGAUCCACUAUGGACUGGAUUCACACUAUUAUGUUAGAUCCACUAUGGACUGGACUCUCACACUAUUAUGUUAAAUCCACUAUGGACUAGACUCUCACUAUUAUGCUAGAUCCACUAUGGACUGAACUCUCACUAUUAUGUUAGAUCCACUAUGGACUGGACUGUCACUAUUAUGCUAGAUCCACUAUGGACUGGACUCUCACUUUUAUGUUAUAUCCACUAUGGACUGGAGUCUCACUAUUAUGUUAGAUCCACUAUGGACUGGACUCUCACAAUAUUAUGUUAAAUCCACUAUGGACUGGACUCUCACUUUUAUGCUAGAUCCACUAUGGACUGAACUCUCACUAUUAUGUUAGAUCCACUAUGGACUGGAAUCUCACAAUAUUAUGUUAAAUCCACUAUGGACUGGACUCUCAUUAUUAUGCUAGAUCCACUAUGGACUGAACUCUCACUAUUAUGUUAGAUCCACUAUGGACUGGACUCUCACUAUUAUGUUAGAUCCACUGUGGACUGGAUUCACACUAUUAUGUUAUAUCCACUAUGGACUGGACUCUCACACUAUUAUGUUAAAUCCACUAUGGACUGGACUCUCACACUAUUAUGUUAAAUCCACUAUGGACUGGACUCUCACUAUUAUGCUGGAUCCACUAUGGACUGGACUCUCACUAUUAUGUUAAAUCCACUAUGGACUGGACUCUCACUAUUAUGCUAGAUCCACUAUGGACUGGACUCUCACUAUUAUGUUAGAUCCACUAUGGACUGGACUCUCACUAUUAUGUUGUAUCCACAAUGGACUGGACUCUCACAAUAUUAGGCAAGACCCACUCGACAUGCAUUGCACCGGUCGCCCCCACAUCUGCGGUCCUCCCCAAGGUUUCUCAUUGUUAAUCCCAUUGGGUUGGGUUUUUCCUUGCCCUGACGUGGGAUCUGAGCCGAGGAUGUAUCCGUGGCUUGUGCGGCCCUUUGAGACACCCGUGAUUUAGGGCUAUAUAAAAAAAACAUCGAUUGAUAUGGAAUUCAAUGCGAUCCAUUCGCGUGAUAUGCAAGGUGGCCAGCAGAGGGCGGCAGACGCCAUGUAGAAAUCAACGCUCCUAAGUCACCUUCACAAACCAAUUAAUUUGUUGUGUUUUUUGGGGGGGGGAUUUUUUUUUAUUUAACCCUGAAAUUUAGCGUUUAAACGCGUAUUAAAAUCAGGACUCGCAUUUUUUUUACGAGAGGGUUUGCCGGCGCGGAAGAAUGAUAGUGACGUUUUUACGCCGGAGGGCAAAUCGAUGCUGGUAUCAUCACAUUGAUUGGCUCCGGCUGUGUGGGGUCGCCAUCCCUGCCAUGCAGCAGGGGGGCACUGGGGGAUGAUCAGCACCCAGGGGUGCAGGCAUCUGUGGGUGCGGCGCAUCACGCACACACACACACACACACACACACACACACACACACACACACACACACACACACACACACACACACACACACAGGGAUAGAACACUGUGCAUGGGUGACAUGUAGAGGAGGACUGAGGAAGGAGGAGCACCCAGUAGGGGGAAAAAAAAAAAGGAAGGCAGGGAUGUGAGCUCGCAGGGACAGAUGGCACCAAGGGGAGGGGAAAACACUCCACUCGCCUGCGAGACGGCGUGAGAGGCAGCCGACGCUCGACGACGCUCCGAGGAGGAUGUUCGCAUCAUCACCGUGGUCUGCACCAGCACCCAGCAGGGGACCCUAGACCCAGCACACAUACAUGAGCAGCGUCAGAGUGGAACCUACCAGAAGGCGGUCAUCUGUGAAUUUCUCCCCCUUUUUUUUUUUGGUGGCGUGUGGAGCCGAGACCAUGAGCGAGGCCAAAAAAGGCGAGCUGGCCAUGAGAGAUAAAGCCAUCCUGCACCAGCAGCGGCGUCUCAAGCAGGCCACCCAGUUCACGCACAAGGACUCGGCUGACCUCCUGCCCCUGGACGGCCUCAAGAGGCUGGGGACGUCCAAAGACCUGCAACCUCACAGCAUCGUCCAGCGGCGCCUGCUGGAGGGCAACAUCACGCGACUGCGAGGCGAGGCCCGCGACACGGGCGCCCGAGUGCGCUCGCCGCUGGCCGACACCGAGGACCAGGGCGAGGACGGUCCGGGCGACAGUGAGGAGAGGAGCGAGAGCACCGCCGACUCCUCCACUGAGGAGAGGGAGGAGUCUCAAGAGGAGAGUUUCCGCUCGGACGACGAGGAGGCGGCCCGGCGCGGGACGGGGGGGUCCGGCCUUCUCACGGCGCUACUCGUUCAGUGCAAGUGCCGCGAGACGGAAGUCAAGGCGUCUUUGAACACCGGCAGCCUGCACAACCACAUCUCUGCAUCCUGCUGCCACAGGCUCGGCCUGGACCCCAGUAGCGCCGUCGCAGACGUGAAGCUCCAACUGGGCACCAGAUCCUUCCAAUGCUCUGCUUUGGUCCAAGAGGACGACACGUCAGAGCUGAGCCUCGGUCUGCAGACCCUGCUGCAACUCAAAUGCUGCUUGGACCUGAACAGCCGCGUCCUGAAGCUAGGGGGCGGCGGCGAGGAGGAGGAGCUGCCCUUCCUGAGCGUGGCGGACAACCCCCCGUCCAAAACACCCGACCAGAAGCUGUGAGGCUGCGUUCCGGAAACCCCGACAAGCAUUUAGAACCACGUUUACAUGUCAACUAGUCUGAUUGCAACACUUCAAAAUAUUUAGUGGAAAUCAAUCCUUUCUUUUUCUUUAAAUCACAAAACACUGAAAUGGAUAUUUUUAUAGGAGAGAGAGACAGAAUGUAAACAAAUAACUAACCAAUUAAUAAACACAUGUACCUGUU
Molecule: messenger RNA, 4654 nt
Organism: Nerophis ophidion (straightnose pipefish)
Lineage: Eukaryota; Metazoa; Chordata; Actinopteri; Syngnathiformes; Syngnathidae
Gene: nrip2
Product: nuclear receptor interacting protein 2
Exons: 6
Coding region: 3583-4452 (289 amino acids)
Source: RefSeq, a predicted model, not a curated record